AUGCUUGAAGAGGAUGAACAAUUUGUUUUCAUGCUUCAAAUGCCAGACAUUCAGCCAAGAACUUUUGACCCGAACAUUCCGAGAUUUGAAUUGGACCUCUUAUCGGAUGAACAGGCACGAAAUCAAUUUCGAUUUUAUAAAGACGACAUCAUUCGUUUAAAGCAUGCUUUACAAAUUCCGGAAAGAAUAAUUCUACAAAAUAGGUCCGUAGUUAGUGGCACGGAUGCCUUGUGUAUCUUACUAAGACGGUUUGCAUAUCCUAAUCGUUUUUCGGAUUUGGAACGUAUAUUUGGACGUCCAAAUACAACACUUUCCAUUGUUGUGAAUACAUUACUCGAGCAUAUACAUGACUAUUUUCGACAUGUAGUGACAGAAUUUGAUCAGGCAUGGAUGGACCAACGUCAUAUACAAAUAUACGCCGACACCAUACACGAGAAAAGAGCACCUUUAACUAAUUGUUUUGGUUUUGUUGACGGAACAGUCCGGCCAAUUUGCCGGCCCACAAGAUACCAGAGGGUAUGUUACAAUGGACAUAAACGCAUUCACUCAUUGAAGUUCCAAUCAGUCAUGUUGCAAUUUCGAUGA
Molecule: messenger RNA, 585 nt
Organism: Lottia gigantea (owl limpet)
Lineage: Eukaryota; Metazoa; Mollusca; Gastropoda; Lottiidae
Exons: 1
Coding region: 1-585 (194 amino acids)
Source: RefSeq, a predicted model, not a curated record